Messenger RNA from Nematocida major, 435 nucleotides. RefSeq lists its product as uncharacterized. NCBI's taxonomy places the organism in Eukaryota, Fungi, Microsporidia. The transcript has a single exon. The record is from RefSeq and is a predicted model, not a curated record. The coding region runs from base 1 to 435 and encodes 144 amino acids.
AUGAGUAAGGAGAGCAAGCACAGUCCAAGUGUGUGGAAGAAGAUUAAGUCAGCCUUUAAAAACCUGGCAGGCGGAAAGAAAAAAACCAGGCUGUCCAUGGAAAAUGAAGUGUUCAGUGGGCAUUCUGAAGAGGAAAGCAAGGUUUUGGAUUUGGAAGAAAAGUGGGUCAACGCAUGCCAAUACACUCCUGGAUACAACCGAAAGCUGCUUAUCUAUUCUGUUUUUGACCGGGUGGAGGAAAGCGCAUCUUCCGACUCUGAGCGGAUCUUGUUGUUUAAAAAAGAAGCCUCUACAGAGAUGCUGGAGUGGUGGAACAAGCUACCCAAUAAGCCCCAAAAGUGGGAGGACCUAAAGUCUUGGCUAAUUGAGGAUAGCGACAGCGUUGAAGGAAUGCAAAGAAUCCGCCAUGCGGGGCUAUCAGACACAGACUACUGA